GUAGAAUAAGUACAUCAAUUUCUUUUUCAUUGCGCCCCCAAAGAAGAAGUAUGGCGCAGGGCUUAAGCCCUGCUGCAACUAGCGGACCCCAAUAUGCAGGCGAUCAUCAGAGGUUGGAACUCACCUUCUAUCUCAGUCCACAAGAAGCAAGCGCACUAUGACGCUCAUCACAUCAAUUGUACUAGCCAUCUGGCGUGCUCACUGCGCGGUCAUAUUUGACCAGCAAUCCUUUUUGCCCUCCAUUGUAGCAGCCAAGACUGUUUUGAUAUGUUCUUGUUCAUCACUCUAGUCAAUUAUCACACCACUUGUUUUUCAAGUCCCUCACUUUCCUUUUGCAAUUUCUUUUCCAUCUUUCUCAUUUUCAUUUGUCAAUCAGCUCACUGUUUGCAUCCUAAAUCUGGCAUAAAAUCUGUGCCUGCAGCAUCAUUUAUAUACCUGCCCCGGCACUGUCACUCUCUCAGACACGAUGACGGAAAUGAAAUUGCGCCCUACUCUACGGGCCAUACAAAAAAAAUACCUCUACUACAAUAGAGCAUGCACAAACAAAUUCCUGUGUAGGCCUUAACACGCCUAUUCAAGGUGUUAGCAGAAACAAGACAAUGGCAGAAAGACCAGACACAGAUGUGCUAUGUGCUUUCAGUAAUAAUAGGACAGGAUAAGAAGGGAACCGGAAAGUAUGAGACCAUAGGAUGAGGGAAAAAACAAGAUACUGUAUACGAUUGAUGCUUUAUGUUAGAAGACAUUCCAUAGGUGUGCAUAUAUGAAUCUUUUACUAUGGAUUAUAAUAAUGGCACUUAAUGGAAAGAGACCUUAAGAAUGUGAUUGAUGAUGUUGAUGUUAAGAAAUUUAUCAGUAUACGAUCAUA
Zychaea mexicana is the source of this 865-nucleotide messenger RNA. RefSeq lists its product as uncharacterized. The record is from RefSeq and is a predicted model, not a curated record. The transcript has a single exon. Bases 268 to 531 code for a protein of 87 amino acids. Lineage: Eukaryota; Fungi; Mucoromycota; Mucoromycetes; Mucorales; Lichtheimiaceae.